Messenger RNA from Schistosoma mattheei, 6933 nucleotides. NCBI's taxonomy places the organism in Eukaryota, Metazoa, Platyhelminthes, Trematoda, Strigeidida, Schistosomatidae. The record is from the annotation of a GenBank genome assembly.
GACAGUUUGACCUUCAAGUGCUCGCAACCCCCAGCAGUGGACGAUGCCCUAGGAGCGUUGCCCUGCGCGACAUUGAAUGUGCAUGCUCGUUUCGACUACCAGAUUGUCCUAAUCUGAAACUUGUGUCAUUUCUGAUCGUUGUUGAUUGCUUUACCUAAUAAAUGUAGACUCCAUGUGUGCUCACCGAAUCGUUGGCCUACAUUUUCCUGCCCUCCUAACGCUACUCUGCAUGCUCUCCUAAUACAGAAAGCCGCUUCUGACUUGACGCAAAAAGCUAAAAUGCUUUGAAAUCUGUUAGUCUGUUGGCUUACAGUUUUUUAACCCUUAUGUGCACAACGAACUCUAGCGGUAAUUUACAAUAUAGGGUUUUUACCAUCUGCGUUUGGAUUAAUCCAAUGAAUUCAUUGCGUCCGAACUCUGAUAACAUCCGUUUGACUUUAUGUAGUUUUGAAUCUGGUUCGUUAGUAUUUGUAUAUGACGAACGGUUCAAGCGGUAACCUGAGGAGUUAUGUCACCAGUUGGUAUCAGCUAGUUAUUAUUUAGGUUAUUAAUAUGUCUAAAGCGGUUUGAGGGCGAAAUGUGUGCAUUCGUCUGUCUAUUUUUCAUUUCUUAGUAUAAUGGCGUCUUUCCUUUGUAACCGACCAUAUAUUCGUUUUUUUUGGGAUUUCUCGCGAUGUAGGUUGGUCAUGACUGCUUAUACUCUAAUUUGUUUAUUCUUCCCAGUUCCUUUAUUUUUAAGACCAUUAUAGGCUUUUGAUCUAUACUUUUCUGUUCAGCAAAACAUCAUUAACCUACAGUCUAAGGAGACGGACGCUUGCUGAUCAUCAAACUUCGAAACUUAGUAAUCUUAUGUAUUCAUGCAAGACUUAAUUUUACUAUGUAAGAUUUACGUUCCCCAUGUUUAUUCAUGUGUUCCGUAGGUCACCAUCAUUGUCGUGCUUAAUGUUUAAAUACGAAAUAUCUCAACUGUAUUUGUAAUGUUUGCACCACCGAAGUACAUUUUUAGGGUCUCAAAAUUGGAAUGUUUUAUCACCUGUUUUUAGUAGCUUCGGUACAUUUCAAAACGGACUGAGGGAACCUAUCACGAAACAGUUUGGUCGCAAUUCAGCCAAUGGAAGCUACUAAUCUUUUAUCAACUUUGGAACUUCUGUGUGCACCCAAGAAGCUUGAUCGUGAAAAGGCGAAGAUCAGCUGAAUAACAUAUCCCUAACAUCUGACGAAGUUAAGUUGGUGUCAAGUUGGAUAGAAGAAAAGUUGGAAGGGCUGUCUAAUUGGGAAGACGUCUUUGGUGGGAUCACUGCAGCUAUCAUCCUACUUCGCAAUGCCGAUUAUCGAUCUCUGGUAGAUGUUGGUAUUGUCGGUAAAUUAGAAGAUCAAGCAGUUGAAUGUCAUGAUAACCCUGAAUUCCGAGUUCGGAUAGCUGCAGGUCAACUUAUGGGUUCCCUCUGUCGACAUGCUGGAUUAUCUUUGUUUAUCCGGUACUUACCCACUGUAAUUCAGGGUGUCGUCACUAAUUUAGAAAGAAAUACUGAAGCCCCUGUAUCUGAAGCUGAGUUAUCUCUACGAGAACUCAACUUAGCUAAGGAAUGCAGUACUAAUUUGAGCAGCAGUUCUCUAUCUAUUUUCCAUGAUACAGCAGGUUGGAAAAACUUGGAAACAUGGAUGAAGUGUUUACAGGAAAUGGUUUCAAAUCUUCCAUCCAAGGAUUUCAUUAAAGUGGAUAGAACUAUUAUUUUGGAACUUAUUUUUAAAGCUGUUCAGCACGUCAAUCGUUUUGUUCGUGAAACAGGUUAUGAUGUUUUAUCAACAAUGAUUUCUCGUCAUUUAUGUUACACGGAGCCAGAAGCAAGGGAAGCAACUUAUAUCAACGUUGCAACUCAACUCGCUAAGGGUUUAUCAGAUAAUUGGAGUCAAGUCCGUAUGGCCGCUUCCAGAGCAGUACGAACUCUUUUUGAGGUUGAUCCUCCCUCUGGAUAUACGAGAGAUGAUAUUUACCCUAUUCUUUUACCAGCUAUGUGUUUAAACAGAUAUUACGUUGCUGAAGGCGUCAGGAUUUAUAGUCAGGAUACUUGGUGUCGUGUUACUCAAGGAGAAGGUCGAAAGUUACUUGGUCAAUAUUUAGUUCCAGCUGUCGAUUAUUACAUUCAACAAAGUGAUGCCGAUAAUCAUGCGGUUCGUGAGGCUUCUUGCGCGUCUAUGGCUGAGAUUGUAACUAAAUUAGAUCCAAAUUUGCUACUACCAUGUGUCAGUAAAUUGCUGGAUGCCUUAAUUGUAUGCUUUGGAGAUGAAAGUUGGCCAGUAAGAGAUGCGGCCUGUGUUGCACUUGGUUCAUUGAUUUCCACCUUUCCUAAUGAGACACGCGCGGCUGGCUACGAUAAUUUAAUGGCUACACAAUUCUUACGAAACCUUAGUGAUAGUAUUCCAUCAGUCCGUGAUGGUGCAGCUAAAUCGAUUGCUGCGAUUUUAAAAUCAGUUGGUGAUCAAAAUUUAUUCCAAGUAAUUUUUUCUGUUUCUAUAUUGUGUGUCCAUAUAUUGAUGUUUGAAUUUUCCGUGAUACCUGUUUCUGUUAUGUCUGCCAAAUGCUGAACUUACUUGUGCUUGGUAUUAAAAUUUAAAAUCCAGCGACGAGUAGUAGUAAGAACACAUACUGGUGAUAGGAAUUUUUUGUCAACCCAAAUAAGUCAAACUGUUAUCUCAUCACAUUACUUUUCCUUUGAUUUAUUUACAGUCAUAUUAAUGACCAGAUUUCUAUAAUUUGAAUUGAAUAGUAUUUAACACCAACUAAUCAUUAACUUACUAUGUGGACACGUAUUUACAAUAUCCUACCGAUUGACUUAAUUUUACCUUUUUUGAUCUGCUGUCAUAUCAUCCUUCCCAGCUGAAACUAGGUCCAACUUCUCGAAUACAACUGAAGGCUUUGCACGUAAUUUCCGUUCAGUAUUUUCAACUUGUAGGGGUGUAUUAAUAUCUUCCGUCCAACUUGUUUGCACUAAUCUUAUCAAAUUUUUUAUUUGGUGUAGCAAGUAUUUGUAUCUUUAGAUAAGGGAUUGGUGGAGAUCGAUCAGCUUUUAUUUAGUUUUCAUCGUAAGCUUAUAUUAACUGGGGUACUAUUAAAUACCAAGACACAUCCAAUCACUUUCUUCCUAGUUUGUGACCCAUAAAUCUACAUACGACCAAACUUUGAAUUUUCAGAUCUCUCAGCGAGCACGAUACCUCUUUGUGCACUAAAUGGAAACACAGUAUUUCACAUUUUCAACUUCAUUCAGCGCAACUAUCAUCCAGUCCCAUCAGUGGUAUUUGUAAAGUUCUCCAUAUUUUUAAAUUCCGCCACUCAUAGUUUCAUUUGAAGUACUUUUCAUAUUUUCCUAUCUUUCAUCUUGAUUGUCUCUUGUGGAUAUCUCAAUUAUCUUCAGAAUAAAUAUGUAUUUACAAAUCUGAGUGUCAAACCACCUGAUUGUACUAUGGUGCGUAGUUUAGGUUGUUUACUUUGUUUAUUGAUCUGUCCAUGAUUUGUUUAACUAGGUCCUAGUGGAGGAACUUGUGCUAUCAAACAAGUUAUUACUAAGGCAAUAACUUAUUUGUGGAGGUACGUGAAGGUACGUUUAAUUCCCACACAGAUAUCACCUAUAUACACUUCUUCUUUAAACGUUUCGGCAAUUAGUUACUUAUCUAAAUCUGCUUAAUCGAUUUGGGCUACAUCUGACGGACAUUUUCAUCAGGUAAAAAUAAGCUGAGAUAUUAAUAUUUCUUUAGGACGUUUCGAAUAUUUAAAGUAGUGUUGAAACUAAGGGCAAAUGUUGUAAACAAAUGUAAAUCAGUUGAUAUCCGGAUGAGUAUCUAGUAAUUGAAUGGACGGGAAUAUUUACUGUUUGCUCAGUCCAUCUUAACAUGGGGAUUAAAAUUAACACAAGGAACUUAACAAAAUGUUCGGGUUUUAAAUUAGAAUAUGGUAUCAGUGUAAGCUGUCUAAAUACCUUUAUGUAAUGGUCAAAACCGAAUUUGAUUUUUUGUUUGUAAAAAAGUUUAGUAACAUGCUAAUCUGCAUCAUAUAUUGUUGUUAGGUUUAUUUGUUUUCACACUUUGAAUUGUCCACCAUAUUUUCACUAACAGUGGUCUGAAUUAGGCAAUUAGAAUAAUUAAUAAUCUGUUUAUUUCAUUAUCAUACCAUUGGAUAUGAAUGCGGUUAUUUCCGUUUUAAUCAAUUUUCCCAAGCAUUAUAUCAAUCAUAUCGUAGAGAAAAUUGAUGGAUUAAGCAAACAGCCUAAAGAAUCUCAUGGUGCAGAAUCUAGUCGUGUAUCUGGGAAGGGACCAGGAGCAUCUCAUGUUACUGUUCACAGUGGAGAUGCUGCUCAUGAUAGUCGUCAUACUGAUCAAGUUAUGUACUCCUGUGGAUCCUUGGCCCCGAAGCUUCAGAAAGGUAUGUUAACUACUCAUCACUCUUUGAGAUAACUCUUUCUAAGUAAGUCUAAUUUUACUGAUAUCAGUUUUCGAUACGAUGCCCGAAAAUUUGGUUUAACAGACAGGUCUUUAUUCGUUUGAGAAUAAGUGAUCUUUAGGCUAAUUUUCCACAGUCAUGACAUUUUACUGUUCUUUAUGUGUUCAUAUUUUGAAUAUAGGCAUGUUAUUUUGUUAGAUAAAUACCCAUUCACUUGGCUAGUAAUCUUUUUUUAUUUCAAAUCAUUCGGGGUCUCCAGUCAAGAAUUCGUUCUUAUGAUCAGCUAUCCACUUGACCACGUCAUUGAUCGCGUUAACCUCUCGAUAAACAUUCUAGCUACCGGAAAUUUCAUCUGUUCAAUCAGUAGUUUUAAUAUUUUCAUACUUAUUUAUUCACUAUCAGAUGUAUAAGGGCUGAUGUCACUUCCCAGUUGCCCACACUGUACAAGUGUAUUUCUUGAGGAACCUGAAAAGGAAGUUAAAUUACUGUUGGUCUUAACGACCUGGGAGCGUAACCACAGAGCCCAAGGGACAACUACUUGAGGCCGGCCGCGCAAGGCCUUUUUGUGGGAAGUUUUAACGUGUUAACUCUGUUCUUCAAAAGGCCUUACCGCCGAAGAUGGGAAUCCGUGAGGUAAGGUGAGGUUCUAUAUUGUUAGGGUCGACCCUUUCUAAUCCCGUCCUUCGUUGUGAGAAGGCAGCGUCGCUGUAGAUGCUAGUUGCCCGAGGAAAACGUCUUACUUCUGUCACACUCCUCUUCAGUCAGCAGUACGACUUUUCUCAAAAAACAGUAAAUCCAGAGAAGGAUUUUGUCUUUUUUACCUGCAUGUCUUGGUGAGUGUAGUUCAGUAGUUCAGGGGUAUUAUUCAAUCACUGGUAAUGAAUAACAUAUUAAAUUCAUACAGUUUUUUAUUCGCUCUAGCACUUAGUUUCUGCAUCAUGUAAUGUCGUUUUAGAAAAUAAAAGUACAUGAGUACAAGAAAUAUUUUCCCCAUAAUAGUAACUAAUAGUGUGGUGUGUGCUACUUAUAUUAACAUAAGUAGUAUAUGACGUUAGUCGUGAACAGAAGGUCUGGCAGCAGAGAGACAAGAGGAUCGAACAGUAAAGAAUAAAAACAGAAUGAAAUUUGUAUGAAUGUGCAAGAACAAUGAAGUCUGAGCCAUUUUGAGACAGUCGAUGGACAUUUUGCAAAUUAAGCAUUUACUUUAUUUUAGAUUUUAUCAACAAGUCCUGUAAUUUUGUGUUAAAUACAUUCGAUUGUCCCCACUAGUGUUCUUGUUCACUACAAUUGUAAUAUUAUUAAAAUUUUUAUGAUACCAUUUACUGUUGAACAAGAACUGUGUUGAUAGGUGCAUAUUUUCUAGCUGCAGCCCGUAUGAUUAUCGAAAUGUAUGUUUGGAGAAUGAUUUUCAUGCUUGAAAUCAACUGCACAAAUGUAUUUAUUAUUCAUCUUUCUCUAAAUCGUAUGUUUCAUCGUCUUUAAACUAUUUUUAUAUCAUAAUUUGUUUAUUGACAUGCGAAUGUAUUAAAUACUAAAGUGAUACACAUUUGUGAUAAAUUAUAGGCUUGCAUGACUAACUGUUAUAUUUGAUUUGUGGAAAUUUAACAAUCCAGUAAUAAUUUUAUCAUAGCUGUUGACAGUUUUGACUUUAAAAUUCGUUUUGUUUCCUUGUAUAUUGUAGGUGGGUAUUAUUAUGGUAUUGUGGAUCACACGAAAAUAGACAUUUCAGUUCUAACGGUUCAGAUAUAUUAUUCUAUAUUGUAUUUUUAUGCUCAUCACAAUUUAGUCGUUUGACUAAAAUUUCUAAACAAAUAAAUUUUAAGAGUCAAUCUUACCAUGUUGAUAUUUUCUCACUAUAUUUACAUACGACUGCAAAUAUUUCAGGUCGAAAAGGUGGUGGUUGUCAUAAUGGUCUUCAUCAACGUGCCAGUGAACCUUGGGAAGAGGCUGAUGGCGCAAUUCGCUUGAUCGGUCAAAUAUCAGACAAGUUCCCAAACCGAGUCACUGACGAUUUGAUUGAGCAACUAUUGAAGGGUUGUGAACAUCGAAAUUAUACACAUUAUCCUUAUUUUUUAGAAACUGCUUGCGAUGUAAUUGUACAGCUGUGUAAUCAUCUCGAAAAACCUCAAUUUAAAAAAUAUAUGGAUGCGUUUCUGGAAGUAUUGGCAACCGCAGUAGAAAGCAAGUUACCGCUGGCUGUUAAUGCUGCAUCGGAAUGCCUUAAAGCUAUAGGAAAUCGUUUUGGUCAACCGUGCUACGUGGUCGAAUUGAAAGUCACAUUAAUGCAUUUGUUUCUGAAAACCUAGUUGAUUUAUUACCUCCUGUGUGACACUUGCCAUUCUAUCCGGUACAACAAUUAAUGAUCAGCGUCACAAACUUUCUUUUAUAUGUGAAUCAACAAAUUUUUGUUACUAAUCGCUUAUAAUUUUAAAAAUAAAAACCUCAAUGUAAUUUUGAAUACAUUUAUUCAAAACAUGCAAUACACUGUGGUAUAUAAU